Rhagoletis pomonella (apple maggot) is the source of this 927-nucleotide messenger RNA. RefSeq lists its product as uncharacterized. Gene Ontology annotation, molecular function: catalytic activity. Lineage: Eukaryota; Metazoa; Arthropoda; Insecta; Diptera; Tephritidae. The transcript is spliced from 3 exons. Bases 1 to 927 code for a protein of 308 amino acids. The record is from RefSeq and is a predicted model, not a curated record.
AUGCCGAGAAAGUCGAUGAAAGUGGUCCAGGCAAAUCUUAGGCACUCUAAGGCUGCCUCGGACAAGCUCCUGGUCUUCCUAAGGGAGGAAGACAUCGGCAUCUCGCUGAUACAGGAACCUUGGGUAAGGGACCUAGAGGUUAAGGGACUCACUGACGCCCGCUAUAACGUCUUCUACACUAGUAUAUCAGGUAAACCCCGCGCCUCACCGGAUACUACAGUCGUCAACUUGGAGUUGAUGAAUAAACAAAGCUGUCUUAUAUCAUCCGUAUACAUGGCGCACGACAGGUCGUGUCCGCCACAGGAAGUCGUCACUUUACAAAGGCUAGCAGGAGCUAGUCCAGUGUUACUCGGCUGCGAUGCCAAUUCACGGCAUACAUUAUGGGGCAGCUCGGAAACCAACGAAAGAGAUGAGUCGCUAUUUCAAUUUAUUAUUGAUUCUACGUUUAGAAUUUGUAAUAGAGGUAGUACUCCCACCUUCAUAUUUCCUAGAACCUCUGAUUUUUGCGGUUGGGAAGAGGUCCUAGACCUAACUCUGCUGACCGAGGGGAGCCUAAAGGUCAAUAAAUGGAGAGUAUCCGACGAGGAGACCCUCUCGGACCACCGCCGAAUACUCUUUGAGCUAAAUAUUGCGGCGGAUAUGCCUACUCCCUUUAGAAACCCUCGUAAAACAGAUUGGGACUUAUUUCAAAAGGUUAUUGGAAAAGAAUUGAAGAAACUACCAGUUGAAGACACUCCUACAAGAGGCGAGCUGGACGCCAAAGCGGACAGCCUGAAUAAGGCCUUCGGAAAAGCCCUUACGAAGGCUUGUCCGCUGAGGUAUGGCAAGAAAGCGCGCACACCCUGGUGGAAUGAGAACCUUACAGCGCUACGGAAGCAAAGGGUGCCUAAUACUGAACCACGUUCCGUUAAGCUGGAGGAAGAUUAA